Molecule: messenger RNA, 1074 nt
Organism: Mytilinidion resinicola
Lineage: Eukaryota; Fungi; Ascomycota; Dothideomycetes; Mytilinidiales; Mytilinidiaceae
Exons: 2
Coding region: 1-1074 (357 amino acids)
Source: RefSeq, a predicted model, not a curated record
AUGACUCGCCCUUACCAAUAUUCGAACCCCCGACAACUUCAAGAAACCGCUUCCCUUCUUCGACAGCAUCCAAAAGGUCUAGGGGACGCCGACGAUCGAGGCAGGUGUAAUGGCGACCGCAAGAUAGUCGAACUGGCUCACAAGGGCUCCGAGAUUAUCUCCUUCCAGGUAGUCGAGAAUGUCUGCCGCGGCUGCUGGCAUGAGCCCGCCAGAAUCCUCAAUAACGACCACAUCAUGGAGUUGCGUCCUUACGAUAACGACUACUUUCCCGUCAAAGACGGCGAUAUCUGCUAUCUUUUCGCUACCAUAUCUACGAAGUGCAUCAGCUGCCAUAAAACAUGGGUCGACGGCAGUGAAGAAGCCUGCGGCGACUAUCAUAUAGUCCUCCACAGCUCUUACUCACUCUCCAAGUGCCCGACUCGAGCAGCGGAAUGGAACCUACCAGAGCCCUUGAUCAUCAGAGUUGGAGAGCCACGACCCGAAUGGACGAUAGAAGACCCACCAAUUUUUAGUCCCUAUAUCACCGAAGCUCAGAACGCCGACGUCUUCUCAUCAAUCGUCCCUCAAAAAUCGACCAUCGAAGCCGUAGUGGAAAACGGAUACAUCACCCGCUUCCGAAAAGUCGACAAGCGGUGCGCCUGCGGUAAAGUUCCAUGGUCCAUCGACAAGCCGGGCGGUCAGAGGUGGACGACGAUCCGAAAGGCCUGGUGCAUUCCGGUCGUUGUGGACAAGAUCUGCUAUUGCUUCUGCGACGUGAGCGUCGUCUGUGGGCACUGCAAGAAGCCGUGGGCGGAGCUCCCAGCGGGCGAGGAGAAGAGGCCGUAUGCGUUGUUGCUGCUGGACACAUUGGCUGCUCAUUCGCUGCCGCCGGGUGCGAUGGCGCCGCUCAAGCUACGAGCUGCUCCCCCAUUGCCAGCUAAGGUUGAGAAUCAGGAACCUGUGAAGGGCGAGGGACAGAGGAGCUUGGUGAGUAGAGUCUUCCGUAGGCGGAGCUCUGCAAGAACUGAGAAGUCGUUCGGCACUGGGAAAGGAUAUGUGCUGCACGUAAGCACAAUCGGUCCAGAUAAUAAGUGA